This is a messenger RNA of Papilio xuthus (Asian swallowtail), 1445 nucleotides long. Lineage: Eukaryota; Metazoa; Arthropoda; Insecta; Lepidoptera; Papilionidae. The record is from RefSeq and is a predicted model, not a curated record.
AAUAAAAGGCAGCAAUCAUUAUAUUUUUAUCAUUAUUGCGAUUAUAAGUACCUACAAUUUUAACUAUGAUGUGGUCCAAUCGUUUUGAAGCUGAUUAGAAUUUGACUUAAUUUAAGAAAUGAAUAUGAAUAUGUGGUUAUAGUGUAGUGCUAUUAUUCAGUAUUUGUAAAAAUGGCAUAUCAAACACUAUAUCAAGAGUAUAUGCUCGUACCUCCCGUAACUAGAGCUUAUACCACCGCUUGUGUCAUCACAACACUGGCUGUGCAAUUGGACCUUGUUUCACCAUUUCAACUAUACUUCAAUCCAAACCUUAUUUUGAAGAAGAUUCAAAUAUGGCGUUUGCUGACAACAUUCCUUUUCUUUGGAAAUUUAGGAUUUAAUUUUUUCUUUAAUAUGAUAUUUACAUACAGAUAUUGUAGAAUGUUGGAGGAAGGAUCUUUCAGAGGGAGGACAGCAGAUUUCGUUGUCAUGUUUAUCUUUGGUGGAACACUGAUGAUUUUGUCUGCAUUUUUUGUUAAUUUAUUAUUUUUAGGUCAAGCAUUCACUAUUAUGAUUGUGUAUGUAUGGUCUCGUCGAAAUAUAUUCGUUCGCAUGAACUUUUUUGGUCUCAUGAAUUUCCAGGCUCCAUAUCUUCCAUGGGUAUUGCUAGGUUUCUCGGUUUUACUUGGUAAUGCAAUAUCUGUUGAUUUAGUAGGCAUGGCUAUCGGACAUAUAUAUUUCUUCUUAGAAGAUGUUUUGCCAAGACAAAGAGGAGGUCAAAAGUUCUUGAAAACACCUGAAUUUCUAAAAAAACUUCUUGACCCAGCACCUGAUGCACCGGAAUAUGAACAUCUCCCUGACAUGGCUAAUGAGCAGCCUGGACUAUAAUUUGGGAGAUUGGACGCAAUGCCGCUCAAAAUAGAUAAUUUACGAUCCAUUUUAUGCAAAUUUAGAACGAUAAGUUGAAUAUAAAUAUCACUGGGCGUAAGGAAUCUGUGUAAAUGUACAAUUUAUUAACAUGUAUGUUAUUUUAGUUACUAUUUAGUUUUUAAUUUUAUUAGUUAAGAAGAAUUUCUUAGUAUUGCAAUGUAUCUUCCAUGCUUAUUCGUUUCAUGAGAAAGAAAUCGAAAUUAGAAUAUGUAUAAUCGUAAUAUCUAAGAUAGAUCUCCAUAUAAAUGGUAAAUAUUGCAUUUUAUGUAAAUUUAUUCAUCUAUUGUGAUGAAAUUAAUUAUUAAAUUUCAAUGAAAAUUUCUUGUUAUAUUUAAAUGUGAAGAAUGAAACUAAUCUCAAAGUAUUUUACGUACCAAAGAUGACACAGUGUUCAUUUCUAUUCCAUUGCAGAACAUCAUACCAAAUAUUUUUAUUUUUGUAGUAGAAAGGGAUUUAAAAAUAAUAAUAUUGUAGAGAGGCAGCAGCUCUAUAAGUUGUAAGGAAGGAAUAUAUGGUUCAUGUAAUUUAUUUAUAGA